Racocetra persica is the source of this 179-nucleotide messenger RNA. NCBI's taxonomy places the organism in Eukaryota, Fungi, Glomeromycota, Glomeromycetes, Diversisporales, Gigasporaceae. The record is from the annotation of a GenBank genome assembly.
AAGAAGCUGACGAGGAUGCACGUCGAUAUAAAAAAAAGGUAAAACUCCAAGUCUUUAUCACUCUAGACAAUGAUUUAUUUUCAUUGAUCGACGCAAUUGAAAAAUUUUUCGUAUCAUAUCAAAGAAACAAAAGUGCAAAUCCAACAUCGAAUACGUCGAAAGCAUCACUUCUGCACCCG